GACUAUUCUGAAAAUCAUGUUGACACAUUACACAAGAAAAACUUGCUUUCUCUUGGUGAAGAUCGUUACUUGACUACCUUAAUGAUGAAAUACUUUCCUCAAUACAAGAUGAAAUUCACACCUUAUGCUAUGUGUAAGACAGUCGCCCCGACAAGUGGCGUGUGCUUCUUUCUCAACGUCGUCGUUGGAUUAACUCUACAAUUCACAACUUGUGUGAAGUUGUCAUGUUGCCUGACCUCUGUGGCUUCUGUUGUUUCUCUAUGCGUUUUGUUGUGUUGACUGAUUUGAUUGGUACAAUUACCUUGCCAGUUUCUUUUGCUUAUUUGGUCUAUUUGAUUUAUGUGAUUGCUUCUGGAUCAGGUCCUCUUCCAGUUCUUGCUCUUGCAAUGAUUGCUGGUUCUUAUGGUCUUCAAAUUCUUAUUUUUAUCCUCAAGCGUCAAUGGCAACAUAUUGGUUGGAUGUUCUUUUACAUCUUUUCGCUUCCUUUCACUUCCUUUAUUUUGCCCAUCUAUUCUUUCUGGCACUUUGAUGAUUUCUCUUGGGGUAACACACGUGUGGUUGUGGGUGAUCAACAACGAAAGAUUAUUGUGACAGACGAAGAAAAGUUUGAUGAAAAAAUGAUUCCUAUGAAGAAAUGGAGUGUUUAUGAACAAGAAUUAUGGGAAAUGGGUUCCCAUGCCUCUGGACAAACAGGCAUGACUGGUAACACUUACUCUAGCUAUAACAAGGGUGGUAUAGUGCCUCCAGGAUAUGAUGCUCGCAGUCAAUACUCUGGUUCUGUAGCAGGCGGCGAUUUUGAUUAUUAUCGUGAUUCCAAGAUUGGCGAGAAGCUAGGACGUAAUACUAGACAAUCAUCUUAUGCCUACAACACAGCAGGCCCAGGUUCUGUUGUUGGAUCUGAAUAUGGAAGCAACAACAUGAUUCCUAUGGGUGACUAUGGCAACCGCAGUAUGAUGGCUACACCACCACCUGGCAUGCCUAUGCGUCCUAUGUCCUACGCCAGUGCUGAUUAUAUGAGUCAAAUUCAACCCAUGAUGGGUCCCAACAUGUACAAUAACCCUAUGUCGUUUGACCCUAAUACUAUGGGAGCACCCUCGCCAGCAUUUAACCAAGGCCAGCGCAACUCUUCUUUUGAUCACGUAAGCACCUUUUCUUCACACAUGAUAAACCAACAGCCAGCUGAAUACGAUAUACCCAUGGGCAACGUGAGUCAAGUAUCCGUUCCACCAAUGAUGCCUGCUGGUUUCCCUGCAGAUGAUGAAAUUUUGCAUGAAAUUAGAAAUAUUUUAGCGACAGCAGAUUUGAUGAGUAUUACAAAGAAACAAGUUCGUGAACAAUUAUCCCAAAUCUUUGGCUGUGACAUGAGUUUUAAGAAGGAAUUCAUUAAUAGUAGCAUAGAGCAAAUCCUUCAAGGACACUUAUAAUCUUAAAAGAAAACUUCGUACAUAUAUAUAUAUAAAAAAAAAGAGUUUUUUAAAUGGUAUUUAUUAUUUAGGCGGUAUGUUCUCCAAUUUCAGAGAUAACUGUUUGAGCUUCUUGAAAUUCAUCCAAGUCAGCAUUUUCAGCAUUUUCCUAUGAACCUGAAUCAUCUGAUGUGUCUCUGCAAGAACUUCUUUCUGUUUUUUUUUCUGGUGUUAUUGGUAUUAUUUUGGAACAUGGUUAGUACUUGCCUGUUUCUUGAUAUCUGCUUCAUCAGCAUUUUCUGCAAUAAGCUUGUCAAUACGCUUUU
Molecule: messenger RNA, 1729 nt
Organism: Gilbertella persicaria
Lineage: Eukaryota; Fungi; Mucoromycota; Mucoromycetes; Mucorales; Choanephoraceae
Product: chitin synthase-domain-containing protein
Exons: 3
Coding region: 225-1424 (399 amino acids)
Cellular component (GO): cell periphery; cell septum
Molecular function (GO): chitin synthase activity
Source: RefSeq, a predicted model, not a curated record